UUUUUUCCCAGGGCUCUGGUCAAACCCAAGUCGGAACUUACUCCAGAGGAGCUGGCUCGCCAGGAGGAGGAGGAGUUCAACACGGGCCCACUAUCAGUACUUACACAGUCUGUGAAAAACAACACUCAGGUUCUGAUCAACUGCCGCAAUAACAAAAAAUUGCUUGGAAGGGUUAAAGCCUUUGACCGCCACUGCAACAUGGUCCUUGAGAACGUUAAGGAGAUGUGGACGGAGCUUCCGCGCACCGGCAAGGGCAAGAAGAAGGUGAAGCCCGUCAAUAAGGACCGCUUCAUAUCGAAGAUGUUCCUUCGCGGCGAUUCUGUCAUCCUCGUUUUAAGAAAUCCCCUGGCAACUGCUGCGGGUAAAUAGUUUACCGUAGCGUACAGUAAAGAUAGCCACCAAUUACAAUCAAUAAAACUAAAAGCGAUUCUCUAUACAUUAACAAAAACAACGUCUAA
Molecule: messenger RNA, 458 nt
Organism: Drosophila bipectinata
Lineage: Eukaryota; Metazoa; Arthropoda; Insecta; Diptera; Drosophilidae
Gene: SmD2
Product: small ribonucleoprotein particle protein SmD2
Biological process (GO): RNA splicing; spliceosomal snRNP assembly
Cellular component (GO): precatalytic spliceosome; pICln-Sm protein complex; catalytic step 2 spliceosome
Molecular function (GO): RNA binding
Source: RefSeq, a predicted model, not a curated record